Phanerochaete carnosa HHB-10118-sp is the source of this 634-nucleotide messenger RNA. RefSeq lists its product as uncharacterized. Bases 253 to 474 code for a protein of 73 amino acids. NCBI's taxonomy places the organism in Eukaryota, Fungi, Basidiomycota, Agaricomycetes, Polyporales, Phanerochaetaceae. The transcript has a single exon. The record is from RefSeq and is a predicted model, not a curated record.
AUAGCGGACAAGCCACUCACGCGUCUCCAUCCUUCUCCAGGCCACUACUACGACUGACAGAAGCCACAAGCUCCAUGCGCCUUUUCGCAGGUGGUUCAUACUUUCUGAUCGGCUGAGUCCUCUGUUGCUGCUGCUGCUGCUGCUGUUGUUGUUGUCUGGGUCGCGGCGGCAUGCUGGUAGUCAAAAGUCAAGCUGGUCAAGAACGGGCGCCAUGCGUGACGUUCGGUGAUCUGCCCGUCAUUCGUCCUUCCCAUGAUCUACUGCGAUCCGGACUCUGGUGCCUGCUAUCUCUACCCGCUCGAUGAGAUGACCAUCGACCUCGCUGCCGCGAAGACCCUCGAGGUCACUGCGACACCUCUCAAGCCCGGGGACGUUCCCCUACGCGAGGGUCCUCCGACGCGUGAGGAGCUCCUCGUCCAUUAUCCGGCGCGAUUUACCUGGCAACAGCUGAAAUGCUUCGUCAACUCUGGGUGAGCGAUUCCACUGUGUGCGUUAGAAAUCGAGGAUGCUGACUACCUAGAACAAAGCGAUUUGGGCCUGUUGAAGCGGGACAAGGCGCUCCAGAAGCGGUAUGAUGCCUGGGCAGUAGGGAUUAGAGCAAAGUAUGGAUCUAUGGGUGCGUAACUUCUAGCCG